Messenger RNA from Aspergillus ochraceoroseus IBT 24754, 325 nucleotides. RefSeq lists its product as uncharacterized. Lineage: Eukaryota; Fungi; Ascomycota; Eurotiomycetes; Eurotiales; Aspergillaceae. The transcript has a single exon. Bases 58 to 270 code for a protein of 70 amino acids. The record is from RefSeq and is a predicted model, not a curated record.
AAAUUAUUCAACAUUCAUAUUCACAAUUAUAGUAAAAGUUAAGGCCGUCAUCGUAUCAUGUAUCUCGCAGGAAAAUGUAGAUGGAACAAAGCCAGAAUCAACUCAAAACAUGGGUAUCAAGACAGGCAACACAGACAGAGGGAAAAAAAAAAAAUAAAAAAAAAUAAAAAAAAAGAGCAGAAAAGAAGAGAAGAAAGAAAAAAAAGAAAAAUCCAACCAUCAAAAGGUGGGCAAGACAGGCUAACAUGCCAGAAGGGCUCAUCUAGCUGAUGCGGGAGAGCAUGCAGAUGCGCAGAGAGUAAAACAAAAUUAAAAGUAGUAAUCU